AUGAAGACCAAGCUGCCCAUAUGCGGCGCAUGCGCCUACCAGCCUCUCCUCUCCCGACGGCUGCUUUCGACCACGACCGCACCCCCAGCGCGCAACCCGAACAAACUGCAACUCCGCGACCUCACACCCGCCGAUCUAUCCUACUACUGGGACACGCAAGUGCCCGACGAACAACGCCUCGUCUACGCCGACAAAUUCUUCAGUCCGUCGCGCCACUCCCCGGUCAAGCUAUGGUCAGCCAGCAAGUUCCGCACGACGCCGCUGUCGUCGUCGGAGCCGGAGGUCGCGUUUCUGGGCCGCUCGAACGUCGGGAAGAGCUCGCUGCUGAACGCUGUCAUGGGCAAGGAGAUGUGCUGGACAUCGUCGAAGCCGGGGCGCACGCGAGAGAUGAACGCGUUUGGAAUCGGCGGCACCAAGGGGGGUGAGUCGAAGAUCGUGUUGCUUGAUAUGCCGGGGUACGGGAAGGCGAGUCGGACGGAGUGGGGGGUCGAGAUCAUGAAAUAUCUCCAGGGGAGGAAACAACUCCGCCGGGCAUUCCUCCUCAUCGACAGCCUACACGGUAUCAAACAGAGCGACGCAGAUAUCCUCAUGCUAUUCCGGAAAUACGCCAUCCCUCACCAAGUGAUUCUCUCCAAGGUCGACAAGGUCCUGGCGAAAAAAAAGAGCCAGGUGAAGAGCGGCGCAUCGGCCGCCAAUAUUGUCGCGCUGAGAACUUUGCUACAGGAUUUGCGGCCGAUCGUGCAGCCCGUCGGCCGGUCAGAAGGCCCCGGUGCGUUGGGUGAAAUCGUCACCUGUAGCGCGGAAACGCCCGUCGAGCCAGGCCGCGCUCUGGGAAUCAGCGGGGUGCGCUGGGCGAUACUUUCGGCUGCUGGUUUCGACGGGAACGUGGAGGCCAGGCCUGAGCUUGCGUCUUCUGAAUCGUCUGCUGCUGCGUCCUGA
Molecule: messenger RNA, 939 nt
Organism: Aspergillus terreus NIH2624
Lineage: Eukaryota; Fungi; Ascomycota; Eurotiomycetes; Eurotiales; Aspergillaceae
Product: translation initiation/elongation factor MRX8
Exons: 2
Coding region: 1-939 (312 amino acids)
Cellular component (GO): mitochondrion
Molecular function (GO): GTP binding
Source: RefSeq, a predicted model, not a curated record